CCAAUCCUUCCAUCGCCGAACCGUCUGGAAACUUCGGAAUCGGAAGCCGGAAUCAGAGAGGGCGAGCUGUAUAAAUGGGCGACGACCCCGUGCUGGCCCCGACGAGCUUUUGCCCGCCUCAAGUACGAAAACAGUACAGAGCGAAAGGACAGGGCUCACUGUACUUUCUCCCUGCCUUUUCUCUCCGCCUGAUCCAUGGUCUGCUCCUGUAAGCCUUUCCUGUUCAAUCACUCUCUCUACCUUUUCUCUCUGAUGAUUUCCUAAAUUGGCCCAGCAGCAUUGCCAAUUCGCCAAUUCGAACAAGUUCGCUUUUGCUACUGCUCCAUUUCUUCAGAGAACCGUCUUUUCCCCUUCGUCCUUGUUUGCCUCUGCUUGCUAUUUGAUUCAGAAAAGAUCAUUUACGGGAUUUGAUUAGCUGGAGGGCGAGUUUUGUUUAGCGAACAUUGCCCUCCACUAAUUCGCCAGGUUCUUGAUUCUUUCUCGACCCCAAUUUUCCCCUGGUCUGAAUAGCAGCGACCUGCAGUCCCUAAUCCCCAAUCUCCCGUUACUACAUUGUCUCUGUCUUUCUCUUUGUUUCAUCAUGGAUCCGUUCAAGUUCAACGGCAUUGUGAAAGAGGAGGAAUUCGAGUACUUCACCGGCGCCGCAGCGGAUGGCUAUGCGCCGUCCACUUGGGCCGCCGCGGAUGGCUCUUCCCCGUCCUCGUGGGAUGGCGCCGCAGGUGCCAUGGUGGAGCUGCCACGGCCGAUGGACGGGCUCGGCGAGGCCGGCCCGACGCCGUUCCUGAACAAGACGUACGAGGUGGUAGACGACCACAGCACGGACACAAUAAUCUCGUGGGGCGUCGCCGGGAACAGCUUCGUGGUCUGGGACGCGCAGGCCUUCUCCACCGUGCUCCUGCCGCGCUACUUCAAGCACAGCAACUUCUCCAGCUUCGUCCGCCAGCUCAACACCUAUGGGUUCAGGAAGGUUGAUCCAGACAGGUGGGAGUUCGCGGCGGAGGGGUUCCUGCGGGGCCAGAAGGAGCUGCUGAAGACCAUCAGGCGGCGGCGGCCGCAGUCGAGCGCGCCGCCCGCGCUGCUGCAGCAGCGAGAGCAAGGGGCGGGGCCGUGCCUGGAGGUGGGGCAGUUCGGGCACGAGGGCGAGGUGCACUGCCUGCUGCGCGACAAGGGCAUCCUGAUCGCGGAGGUGGUGAAGCUGCGGCAGGAGCAGCAGGCGACGCGGGAGCUGAUGGAGGCCAUGGAGGCGCGCAUCGCCUCCACGGAGCAGAAACAGCAGCAGAUGACGGUGUUCCUGGCCCGCGCGAUGAAGAGCCCGAGCUUCCUCCAGAUGCUCGUUGACCGGCAGGACCGGCAGGCGCGGCGCAGGGAGCUCCAGGACGCGCUCUCCAAGAAGCGCCGCCGCCCUCCAAUCGAGUAUCUCCCGCCACGCAACAGCGCCAGCUACAGCCCCGCGGCGAUGCACGGCUACAGCCCCGGGCUCGCUGACGGCGCGGUCAGAGCGGACGGAGGCGAGAGAGGGCGUGCAAACGGCGGCGGCGGCGAAGACACGGAGCGCUUCUGGAUGGAGCUGCUGAGCCUGGGCCUGGAGGAGAAGCAGAGAGAGACUGGGGGCGGAGGAAGCGCCGAGGUGGACGACGACGUGGACGAUGAGGUGGACGUGCUGAUGCAGAGCCUGUACCACCUCGACCCGAACCGGCCCCACAACCACGAGUAAGGGGAGAAGGUUCCAGAAGCUUAAGCUUGGAGAAGGUAGGGUAGGCGGAGGAGCAUGAACCAACUCAACCCAAACCGGCCUCACAAACCGGAGUGAAAGGAGAAGGUUCGAGAAGUUUCGAAUUGGAGAAGGUAGGGUAGGAGCCGGAGCAAGAACCGCUGGUACUGGUAGUGCUCCAUUCCAUGUGUUGGUUUCCUUUGUUCUUUUACUAGUAGUAGCACCUGACAUCUUGUCGGGGCCCGCGGGCCUGCAUGCGCAAGUUGCCCAAAGAAGAAAGGGGCAUGCCGCUCUGGGCAGGCGUGGUGGAAUAAUUUUUCGAGAUGCUUACUGAAUUUAGUAGUCCCAGUGGACGUAGUAGAUCCUGAUUCCUGACGAGGCAAUGAUGAAGCUGCGGAAUGGUGACGCAAAGGUGCUUCACUCCUGCAAAUGGGCGAUCGUCUUCUUCCUCGCUUACUUAGCUCCUCUGAACUCAGAACGAUACCCCGGGAGCUUCCAGUCCUCCUGUUCGUCCUCCUCUAUCCUCUGUCAUUUUAGUCCGAGCUGCCUACACCGGUGAGGUCGUAGAGCUACUGCCCGUUGCAUAUUGCACCUCUCAUGUUGGAGGAUGCGAGUUGUUCUAUGUUUAUACAAGUCCGUCUACAUCGAUCCAGGUAAAUAUUGAAAAGUAUAACAUCUGUUUAGUGCAAGUUGCAGCCCUGAUAUGUGGGGAACCAAUAUUAUAUCCCUUUGUUGAGGAAAAAGGUUCACUCCAA
Messenger RNA from Lolium rigidum, 2466 nucleotides. Its product is annotated as heat stress transcription factor A-2a-like. The transcript is spliced from 2 exons. Gene Ontology annotation, biological process: regulation of transcription by RNA polymerase II. Lineage: Eukaryota; Viridiplantae; Streptophyta; Magnoliopsida; Poales; Poaceae. Gene Ontology annotation, molecular function: DNA-binding transcription factor activity; RNA polymerase II cis-regulatory region sequence-specific DNA binding. Gene Ontology annotation, cellular component: nucleus. The record is from RefSeq and is a predicted model, not a curated record. Bases 581 to 1714 code for a protein of 377 amino acids.